AUGGAAGAUAAGAAAGCCAAAGUCAAACUGACAAUUCUAGGCCAUUUGGUCGAUGUGCAGGAUGGGGUGGGCAAGAUUGGCGAGGCUGUGCAUUGGGCCCGAAACUUCAUUAGAGACGAGAUCAAGGAUGUGCCGGAGGGUCUUGCAUAUGACACGUCACAACUGCACUACUACGUUGAGACGGAGUCACUUCUCUUACCUAACGACAUGGAGCCUAGCUUGAAGGCUGACCUGACGAAGCGCGAUACAGACCUAUAUAAGCUCGUCAUUGACUUCUAA
Aspergillus fischeri NRRL 181 is the source of this 279-nucleotide messenger RNA. RefSeq lists its product as uncharacterized. The transcript has 2 exons. NCBI's taxonomy places the organism in Eukaryota, Fungi, Ascomycota, Eurotiomycetes, Eurotiales, Aspergillaceae. Bases 1 to 279 code for a protein of 92 amino acids. The record is from RefSeq and is a predicted model, not a curated record.